Molecule: messenger RNA, 210 nt
Organism: Knipowitschia caucasica
Lineage: Eukaryota; Metazoa; Chordata; Actinopteri; Gobiiformes; Gobiidae
Source: the annotation of a GenBank genome assembly
AUGGAUUCCAGAGUGAGUCUGACCCAGAUCCAGGCGUGUGGCCCAGAGAACCUCACGGAGAACCUCACGGAGAACCUCACGGAGAACCUCACGGAGAACCUCACAGAGAACGUCACGGAGAACCUCACGGAGAACCUCACGGAGAACCUCACGGAGAACCUCACGGAGAACCUCAAGGCUCAGUGCUCGGCCCCUUUGCAUUCAGUCUAA